AUGAGUGGACAGGCUGCCAGCUAUUAUAACGAGGGCUUCCCUCAGGGCCAGCCUCAGCCCCAGCCCAACUAUGGUUAUGACCAACAAAAUGGGAGCUAUCAACAGCCAAAUUACCAGCCUGCGCCAUACCCGCAGCCGAAUUACCAGCAGCCAACCUAUCAGCAACCUCCAUCUGAGCCCAAACCAGCGUCGCAGUACUAUCAAAAUGUCCCAGAGUCCGGACAUAGCUUUGACCAGGCGUUCAAGAUCGAGAAGCCCAAGUGGAAUGAUCUGUGGGCUGGUCUCUUGUUGAUUGCUGUCUUCCUCGGGUAUGUCGCUGUGUCAGGACUUACCAUCCACAAGUAUGCCACCGACAAAGGCUUCAAUGGAGGAGGGAUCUACGACUCGGCCAAUGAUUUCUCCCUGGACACCAACACCCUCGUCCUAUUUGUCUUCGUCCUCGUCGUCGCCCUGGUUUUAUCUUUCCUCUAUUUCAUGGGCGCAAGACACUUCACCAAGACUUUCAUCUGGGCGACCGGCAUUCUCAACAUCGUUUUCGCCCUCGCAACGGGAAUCUACUACAUCGCGCGCAAGCAAUACGGAGGUGGGAUCGUGUUCCUACUCUUCGGCGUCUUCGCGAUCAUCUGCUUCAUCAGCUGGAUCCCGCGUAUCCCCUUCACUGCCUUUAUGCUACAGACCGGCAUGGACGUAGCCCGCGGCUACGGACACAUCUUCCUAGUCAGCGCGGUAGGCGGAAUCGUCACAGUCGCUUUUGCUGCCUGGUUCUCCGUCACUAUGGUUUCAAUCUACGUAGCCUACGAGCCAGAUUCCGCUGGCACCAACCCGUCCUGCGCAAACGGCGGCUGCAGCAGAGGGAAAGUCAUUGGCCUUGUCGUCUACGCGACCUUCGCCAUGUAUUGGCUCAGUGAGUGGAUCAAGAACACGGUACACACCACUGUUGCGGGUGUCUACGGUUCGUGGUAUUUCUUCAGCAAGUCCGCCGGCGGCAUGCCCAAGCGCUCGACCCGGGGCGCCUUCCGUCGCGCGACUACAUACUCCUUUGGCAGUAUCAGUUUCGGCAGUCUGAUCAUCGCGUUCAUCAACAUGUUGCGGCAGGCGUGCUCGGUCGCACAGCGACAUGAGGCUGCGGAGGGUAACUUGGUCGGCAGUAUUCUUAUGUGGAUUUUGGGAUGUUUCAUCUCGCUGCUGGACUGGCUCGUUACCUUUUUCAACCGCUAUGCGUUCUGUCACAUCGCCUUGUACGGAAAGGCUUAUAUUCCUGCUGCCAAGGAUACCUGGUCUAUGAUGCGCGACCGAGGAAUUGAUGCUCUCGUGCAAGACUGCCUGAUGGGUCCGGUGUUGACGAUGGGAUCGACUUUUGUCGCCUAUGUCUGUGCGCUGUUGUCCUAUCUCUACUUGCAGUUCACCAACCCUGCGUACAACAGGGAUGGUAACUUCACCGCUGUCAUCAUGGCUUUCGCUUUCUUGAUUGGCUUGCAGAUCUGCCAGGUCUUCAUGACUCCCAUUGGCAGUGGUAUUGAGACUAUCUUUGUGGCUAUGGCCUGGGAUCCUCAGGUCAUGAUUAAUGACCACCCGGAUAUCUACUACAAGUUGGUGCAGCUUUACCCUAAGGUUCAGCAGGCAGUCCACGCUUGA
Messenger RNA from Penicillium egyptiacum, 1635 nucleotides. The record is from the annotation of a GenBank genome assembly. NCBI's taxonomy places the organism in Eukaryota, Fungi, Ascomycota, Eurotiomycetes, Eurotiales, Aspergillaceae.